Closterium sp. Yama58-4 is the source of this 933-nucleotide messenger RNA. NCBI's taxonomy places the organism in Eukaryota, Viridiplantae, Streptophyta, Zygnematophyceae, Desmidiales, Closteriaceae. The record is from the annotation of a GenBank genome assembly.
AUGUUGAAACUAUCCAUGAUUUCCUGUGCAGACAAGUGCGGCGGCAUUUGUGGGACGGAUGCUGACUGCGUUGUGAAUGAUGUUGGCGACAAUGUGUGCCAAUGCAAGGACGGUUCUACCUUCAACGAAGUUGACUAUACAUGCGGCGAUGGUGCUGUGGACGAGUGCGGCGGCAUUUGUGGGACGGAUGCUGACUGCGUGGUGAUUGGUAUUGGCACCGGUGUGUGCCAUUGCAAGGACGGUUCUGCCUUCAAUGACGCUGACUAUACAUGCGGCGAUGAUGUUGGGGCCUCCCUCCUCCAGACGACAGUGCAGGUGCAGCUACAGGUGAAGGAGAAUGGUCGGCCGCGCAGCUACCCGGAGAACGUCCAGUUCAGCACAGACGGGCCGGCAGAGCAAGCCAGUGGCAGCACCGCCUGCACCGACCUCACCUCCAGCUUGAGCCUCCCCGGCGACACCCAGAUCAGCGUCCAGUGGCAAUCCUACGGCCUUCAGGGGGCCGGCAACGGCAUGUGCAAGAGCGUUUCGUUUUACAGCAACCCGGGCUGCACGGGCAACCCGGGCCUCAAGAUCCCGCGUCCUGCAAAGGAUGGUGGCUCCUACCACAACACAGACAGGACUGUCAAAGCGACGGAUUUGCCAAAAUCAGUUGGCUCCACGUGCCACAAGGACUGCGGAGCUGCUGAGUGCGUUGUGAAGGACGGCCAGCCCCAGUGCCAGUGCCCCUGGGGCUACAUGUUCGAUGCAGCACAGAAGAUCUGCAGUGAUAAGACCUUCAAUCCUGCUGACAACCCUUGCAAGACGGGCACACUGAAGUGCGACAAGAACUCCAUGUGCGUUGUGAAGAACGGGCAGGGGACGUGCCAGUGCAACACCGGCUACACCAAGACGAACGGCUUCUGCACUGGUGAGCUCACCAGGGGGUCUACUUAA